Molecule: messenger RNA, 1405 nt
Organism: Xyrauchen texanus (razorback sucker)
Lineage: Eukaryota; Metazoa; Chordata; Actinopteri; Cypriniformes; Catostomidae
Gene: wdr73
Product: WD repeat domain 73
Exons: 8
Coding region: 100-1236 (378 amino acids)
Biological process (GO): cytoplasmic microtubule organization
Cellular component (GO): cytosol; spindle pole
Molecular function (GO): protein binding
Source: RefSeq, a predicted model, not a curated record
CAUGUCCCGGAAAUAUGAACCGCUGUUAAAUAUCUGCUGAGAAAUAAAGCUGUGGAAGAUUUGAGUUUUUACUGAAACUGAGCUUGAAAGAUCAUCAGCAUGGACAUCUCUGAUGAAGCUGAUGACUGGUUUAUCGAGUCUCUUAUCACAUACAAAGACCUGCAUGUAUUUCACCUCGAGCAUCCGACAAAAGUAAUAGAGUGGACGGGUGACAAAAGUAUUUGUGUCGCAGGAUGCACUAGCUCAAGGAGUGAAAUCUUAGAGUUACUUCUGCCUCUAAAGUUAUAUGCAGGAGACAACCAGGGUCUUUGUGCAGAGCGAGACUUCAAAGUUCUGCAUGGUGGAUUUUCAGAAGAACCUGUUGAGUGUUUGAUACAUAUCCCUGGAACACGGUGUGUGGUGACCAGUGGAAGUUCAAGUUCAAAGUUGCAUAUUUGGGAUAUUGGAGGAGAUGAAAGUGAUGUUAUAAAAAGGACUGGUGUUAUAAACCCUAAAAGCACAUCAGCAAAAUGCAGUAAAAUAGCUCCUGGAUUGACUGAAGAAGCCACAGUCCUUCAUGGUUCUUGUAUCAGUGAUGUUCAGCUGACACAGAUAGCAACAGGAAGAGUUCUGUAUACAGUAGGAAACAAGUCAUCAGAUUCAGUGAGUGGCUUACAGUUUGUGAAUCCUUGUGUAUUUCUAAUUUGUGCAAGCAAUGGCUCUCUGCUUUUGGGUGACACAAGAGAUCCCUUGACCAGUCAUUAUCCUUUGAAAGAGAAAGAGACAAGUGAUGGUUUGCACUGGUGUUUUGGGAUGAGGAGGAACAACUUCCAGUCAGAACCGUCCUCUUGUACUAUAGCAAGGCUCUCUUCCUCCGGUCACAUGGUGGUGUCUGAUCUAAGAGAUUUACAGAGUCCAUUUUGUCGAACUCUACUAAAUGUCAAACAUAGUGCACCAAACAAUGACUUUCUGAAUGUUUCUUGGGCUCCAGUUCUCGACAGCUGUCUUUCUGUGUCUGGAUUUGAUGGGACUGUACAGCUCUAUAACACAACAAACUGGAGCACAGAUGCACAGGACCCUCAGCCGAUUUUUUCACACCAAGGUCAUGAAAUGUCAUAUGAAGCAAAGUACAGUAGUUCCCAGCCUGUGGUUACUACCCAUGCUUGGCAUCAAUCGCGACCAAAUACUCUUCUCUCAGCAGCUACAGAUGGAUCUAUACAUGUUUGGGACUGGGUGGGCAAAAACACUGACAGAUAAGAAUGUGUUGAGAUUCCUUAGAAAGGACAAAAAUAUUGUAUGCAAUGAUGAAUACUCUUUAUUCAGUUUUAAAAGGAGCAAAUCUUCAUGUCUUUUAUUCAUGAUUUCAGGACAUAAUGUAAUUAAAAAAUGUAACAUACUGUCCUUCUUAGUCUUUGACAAUGACUGU